Molecule: messenger RNA, 2521 nt
Organism: Acanthochromis polyacanthus (spiny chromis)
Lineage: Eukaryota; Metazoa; Chordata; Actinopteri; Pomacentridae
Product: microfibril-associated glycoprotein 4-like
Exons: 6
Coding region: 147-875 (242 amino acids)
Biological process (GO): elastic fiber assembly
Source: RefSeq, a predicted model, not a curated record
GCAACAACCAGCGUAGAACCGAUAUAAAAGAAUCUGAUCUAGUUGGAAACACAUUUUCCUUUCUAGACGUCUGAAGAUAAACUGCUUCCAUUUUAAUGAACUUUACAGAGUCUGGACAUAGAAGUGUCUUCAUUGGCUGCUGAAAAAUGACGCUCAGACUCGUCUUCUUGUUGCUGCUGCCGCUCGCUGCUCGUCCGUCCUCUCUGCCCACCGACUGCAGCGACAUCUACAAAGCCGGAUCGGGUCUGGACGGAGUUUACACCAUCUACCCUGCAGGCCCCACCUCACCUGUGCAGGUGUACUGCGACAUGAGCAAGGACGACAGCUCUGCAGAAAAGUGGACGGUUCUUCAGAGGAGACAAGACGGCACAGUGAACUUCUACAGGAAGUGGGAUGAUUACAAAGCCGGAUUUGGCAGCGCUGCCGGAGAGUACUGGCUGGGCCUGGAGACGAUGCACCUGCUGACCCAGUCCAAGACCUACGAGCUGAGGGUCGACAUGGAAGACUUUGAGGGUCAGAAAGUCUUUGCCGCUUACGCUUCUUUCUCUGUGGGUCCAGAGUCGGAGGGAUACAAGCUAAAUCUGGGGAGUUUCCUCAAUGGGGCGGCAGGAGACUCUCUGACAUACCACAAUGGGCGUAAGUUCACCACCAUUGACAAAGACCAAGAUGGUCAUGGUUCAAACUGCGCCAUGUCGGCCUAUGGAGCAUUCUGGUAUGGGGGAUGCUUCCACGCCAACCCAAACGGCAUCUAUGCCUGGGGGCCUUCACCCCGUGCAGCUGGUGUUAUGUGGAAAACUUUUAAAGGCCUUGACUACUCCCUGAAAACCAUGACAAUGAAGAUUAGACCAGUGAACCCUCCACCACAAACUGGUUGAGGGACCACAGCGAUACCUGAAGCCUGGUAGAGUUUUGUGUCAGACUAGCAGGUGAUGGAUUAAUCAAGAAAGAGAAGAGUGUUGACCGCUGAAAAUGGGAAACAAACGGUCACUUCCUGCCUUAAAGCCUGCUGGUUUUCUGACCCAUCCAUCCACCCCAACAUCCUCCCACUGAAACACAUAUUGUUAGUCUCUUUUAGCUCAUUAUUUAAGUUUUCUAGCCUUUAAACUCCACCAUCAACAUCCUAGUUUCCAGCUUGGUGGUUUUCUGACCGCUCCAUCCACCCCAACAUACAUUAUCUUAGGGUUUUGGAAAAAAACAACAUAUUUAAGGAACACGAAUGAACAUUUUUCACUAUUUUCUCACAUCUUACAGACUAGCGGGUGAUAGAAUAAUCAAGAAACUAAUCAACAAAUGAGUGUUGACAGCUGAAAAUGGGAAACAAGCAGUCACUUCCUGCCUUAAAGCCUGCUGGUUUUCUGACCCAUCCAUCCACCCCAACAUCCUCCCACUUAAACACACAUUUUUAGUCUCUUUUAGCUGAUUAUUUAGGUUUUCUGGACUAAACGUUCCAGUAUCACCAGCCAUUUAUGACAAAGAAAAGCAACAUUUGAGAAACUGAAACCAGGUGAUGUUUGAUGUUUUUACUUAAAAAAUGAGACGGAUAAUUGAUUAUCUGGUGAUCAAGUAAUAGUUGAAACUCUGUUGUGACAAAAAAUAAAAAUUCUGAAGGCAACAGGGUUCUAAUUUGAGAUAUUUAGCUACUUUGCAUCUACAGAAACUAUUCUGGAGUCUUUCUGAGUGUGAUGCACAAAACAAACCAACAGUGUCGACUAGAAAAACCACAUCUGGGACGGUGGAAGCUCUGAACUCUGCUAACUUCCAGGUCCUCUAUUGGUCCCUGCUGGUCUGAGAGCUGAACUGCACCAACUGCAGCAGCAAAGGGAAGCUAAAUAGGAGGAAAUCGUGCAUAAAUGUGGCGUCUUUAAGCAGAAACGAGAGGAAAUACCUGUCUCGGUUGUGGUUUGAUUGUACAGAACUAGAGUCAGUUCUUCGUCACAUAAUUUAACGGAUUCUAGGUGUUUGUCCUGCAUCGUUCGGUGUUCUGUGAAUGACUGAAUCCACACUGAUGGAGGAGGAAGCAGCCUGUUUUUAAAUGACUGAAUCCACACUGAUGAAGGAGGAAGCAGCCUGUUUGUGUGUCGCUGUGAAGUGCUGCGAUCUGAUUGGCUGCCUGGCCUCUGCAGUCUCCUCACAGCUCCCAGAUCCAGAUGGAGGAGGAUAAAAACUCAGACCGAGUCACCAACCGGGACGUGUUUUUAGCGUGUUUUAGAGGGAAACUCCAGACGUGAGGAAGCAUUCUUUACGCCUCCACCUCAUUGGUCUGCAGAGCGGCUCUGCUCAUCUCUCAUUGGACGGAAGCCGGUGACAUCAGACGGAUCGGAUGUAGAAAUGUGGAGCAGAAACACCUGAAGAUGGAUCCUGGUGAAAAGCUAAAGAAGGUCAGCUGAUCUCCUCUGAUAGAUGGACACUGGUCAUGAAUAAAUUAAGACUGAAAACACGAAGAUUCAUGUUUUUCCAACUAGAAACGAAUCCUGCAACAACUGAUCUGUCAGCUGUCAACCAAUAAAUAAUUCUGCAACUA